Klebsormidium nitens is the source of this 405-nucleotide messenger RNA. The record is from the annotation of a GenBank genome assembly. Lineage: Eukaryota; Viridiplantae; Streptophyta; Klebsormidiophyceae; Klebsormidiales; Klebsormidiaceae.
AUGCUGCCCCUUGGGGAGAAGUCUCAAUGCCCAAAGCCUUUUGAGAACUUGAAAGCGUCGACUCUAAAACUUGCGGAGGAGUUCUCCACUGCAGUUCCUGGCUGCCCGUCUAUCAGGGUCAACGGAGCAGGCAGAGUGUUUUACUCGGGCACUCUGGGCAGUAACUCCCGCUACUCGGGCGGUACGAAGGUUACGUGCGGGAGCAACCCGGCAAACACUGCCACUUGCUCGACCAACGGCAACUUUUGGACCCCGUCGUCAAUAGACUGCGCGGCCUCGGCCUGCGGUAAAAACGACCCCCAUUUCGAGCUGACGGGUCUAGCCACAAAUGAGACGUUCACAUUCGACUUCCACGGGCAGAGCCAGAGAGCUACUGCGCUGUCACGGAUACGCGCCUGGCGGUGA